AUGGCCCACCUGCUUCUGCUGCUCCUGGGGCUCCUGGGGCUCUGGGGACUGCUCCGUGUCUGCACCCAAGAUCCCUCCUCGGCCCCUCGGUGGCCCCCUGGGCCUCGCCCACUGCCACUCUUGGGAAACCUGCACUUGCUGAGUGUGUCCCAGCAGGACCGGUCACUGAUGAAGCUCUCCAAACGGUAUGGGCCGGUCUUCACCGUGCACCUGGGGCUCCAGCGGAUGGUGGUGCUGACAGGGCUGGUGGCGGUGAGGGAGGCCCUGGUGGGUACUGGGCAGGCACUGGCCGACCGGCCUCCCAUUGCCAUCUUCCAGCUCAUCCAGCAGGGCAGAGGGGUCUUCUUCUCCUCUGGGGAGUGCUGGAAGGCCGCCCGCCAGUUCACUGUGCGCACCCUGCACAGCCUGCAUGUGGGCCGGGGGCCUGGGGCUGACAACAUUCUACAGGAGCUGAGGUGCCUGACAGGGCAGCUGGAUAGCUAUCAAGGGCGGCCCUUCCCUCUGGCCCUGCUCGGCUGGGCUCCCUCCAACAUCACCUUUGCGCUUCUGUUCGGCCGGCGGUUUGACUACUGCGACCCAGUGUUUGUGUCUUUGCUGGGUCUCAUUGACGAGGUCAUGGUCCUCUUGGGGUCCCCUGGCCUGCAGCUGUUCAACAUCUACCCCUGGCUUGGGGCUCUGCUCCAGCUGCACCGGCCUGUCCUGCGCAAGAUUGAGGAGAUCCGAACCAUCCUGAAGACACUCCUGGAGGAACAGCGGCCCCUCAAGCCCAAGGGGCACCCUGUGCAGAGCUAUGUAGAUGCCCUGAUCCGAGAGGGCCAGGGGAAGGACCCUAAGGGCCUGUCUGCUGAGGCCAAUGUGGUGGCCUGCACCCUGGACAUGGUCAUGGCUGGGACAGAAACCACCUCUGCCACACUGCAGUGGGCUGCCCUUUUGAUGGUCAAGUACCCAGAUGUGCAGGGCCGGGUGCAGGAGGAGCUAGACUGUGUGCUGAGCUCCGGGAGGGCUCCCCAGCUGGAGGAUCAGGACAAGCUGCCCUAUACCAGCGCUGUGCUCCACGAGGUGCAGCGCUACAUCACGCUCCUGCCCCACGUGCCGCGAUGCACAGCGGCUGACGUCCAGCUGGGUGGCUACCUGCUCCCCAAGGGUACGCCUGUGAUCCCCUUGCUGACCUCGGUGCUCCUGGAUAAGACACAGUGGCAGACCCCAGACCAGUUCAACCCAGGCCACUUCCUGGAUGCUGAUGGGAAGUUUGUGAAGCACGCAGCCUUCCUGCCUUUUUCUGCGGGCCGCCGUGUCUGCGUCGGGGAGCGCUUGGCCAGGACUGAGCUAUUCUUGUUGUUUGCCGGCCUCCUCCAGAGGUACCGCCUGCUGCCCCCACCUGGGGUGAGCCCUGCCACCCUAGACACCACACCCGCUGUGGCCUUUACCAUGCGGCCACGGGCCCAGACCCUAUGUGCAGUGCCCAGGCCCUAGCGUCACAAGCAAAUGCCACAGGCCAGGCCCCUAGCACCCAGGUCCCCCCAGCUCCGGAGUGCUCUCCGGGUCCCUGAGGAUGAGCAGGCUGACGGCACCUCAUCAGCCCUUGCUGGGCUACCACUUCACCCAUGGCCACCACAGGGCUGCGUCGUCUUCCAGGAAGGGCCACUCCGGCUGCAGAUGGUGUCCACUGUGGCCAGAGCUGAUCCCCAGUGAGGGCUGGAAUCACAGCCUUUAUUGGAACACCACUGGAGCAGGGACAGCUCCUCCUUCCCUGACAGCCCCCUCCCAGGGACCACACCCCGUGUGCUAUAGAUUCCUCUCCUUCCAGCCCUACCCUGGGGCAGCCAAGGCCCAUGCAGAGAUGGGCUCCCCCACUCCACUGUCCCUCUCUAACCCCCGGGCCCCACGGACUCAGCAGUUGCCUCUAGCGACCCAGGCUUCCUCCCAUCAGACCCCAUGGGACCCCAGACCCUGGUCUGCAGCAUGGCCCUCCCACUACCCCAGGUGUACCUCUCCCACCCCAUCUAGUUCCCCACCAGGGCCAGGUGGGCCACACACCUCUCCUUGGUUCCUACAGCUGGGGGUAUGGGUUAAUGUUAGCCAGAACUUGGCCUCCCAGGGAUCCUGACCAUGGCUCUGUGCUGGCUAGGCCCUGGGGGGUCCAGCUGGGUCUCCUGUAGGCCCCACUCUA
This is a messenger RNA of Nycticebus coucang (slow loris), 2170 nucleotides long. RefSeq names its product cytochrome P450 2W1. The record is from RefSeq and is a predicted model, not a curated record. Gene Ontology annotation, biological process: xenobiotic metabolic process. The transcript has 9 exons. Gene Ontology annotation, cellular component: cytoplasm; intracellular membrane-bounded organelle. NCBI's taxonomy places the organism in Eukaryota, Metazoa, Chordata, Mammalia, Primates, Lorisidae. The coding region runs from base 1 to 1473 and encodes 490 amino acids. Gene Ontology annotation, molecular function: oxidoreductase activity, acting on paired donors, with incorporation or reduction of molecular oxygen, reduced flavin or flavoprotein as one donor, and incorporation of one atom of oxygen; heme binding; iron ion binding.